Molecule: messenger RNA, 6580 nt
Organism: Melospiza georgiana
Lineage: Eukaryota; Metazoa; Chordata; Aves; Passeriformes; Passerellidae
Product: lethal(3)malignant brain tumor-like protein 3
Exons: 20
Coding region: 110-2131 (673 amino acids)
Biological process (GO): regulation of DNA-templated transcription
Cellular component (GO): nucleus
Molecular function (GO): zinc ion binding; protein binding
Source: RefSeq, a predicted model, not a curated record
CCAUCGCGAGGCCCCGGAGCGGUGGCGGCGGCGGGGCCGGGCCGGGCCGGGCCGGGCCGGCGUGCCAAGACAAGCUGUGCCCUGCUCUGAUUCCCAAACCUGUGAGCAAAUGGAUUGCUUUGAGAAUGGAAAGAUUUGUACUCAAACAGGCUCCCAGCAGCACAGGGAGAGCAGUGGCUGUCAGGUGGCUGAGGCUGGCAGACCUGUCAGACGUCUCCGGAGGAAGAGAAGAUUGCCUUUGGAUUCGGAGGAUGAGGAGGAAAAUGCAUAUGAGGAUGAGGAGAAGAAUAAAUCAAAUAAUAUGAAAAGCCGCAGAAACACUAAACCAAUAAAACAAGUGCUUCCUGGAAAGAAGAAGGUAUGGAACUGGUCUUCCUACUUGGAAGAGGAACAGAUGCCAGCUGCUUCCCUAAAGCUGUUCAGAGAGUAUCAGUCAUUCCCACAAGGCCGAAAUGGAUUUAAAGUCGGAAUGAAAUUGGAAGGGGUGGAUCCUGAACACCCCUCUCGAUUCUGUGUUCUCACAGUUGCUGAGGUCCAGGGGUACAGGAUGCGACUGCACUUCGAUGGUUACCCAGAGUGCUACGACUUCUGGGCUAAUGCUGACUCCUCAGACAUCCACCCUGUGGGCUGGUGUGAAAAAACAAGCCAUAAACUGCUCCCUCCUAAAGGUUUCAAGGAGGGAGAAUUUAAUUGGACUUCCUAUCUGAAGAACUGCAAAGCUCAAGCAGCUCCAAAAAGCCUUUUUAAGACCCUCAGCAGUCCUGUCACACCUUCUGGGUUUCGUCUGGGAAUGAAACUGGAGGCAGUGGACAAGAAGAACCCAUCCAUGGUUUGUGUUGCCACCAUCACAGACAUGGUGGAAAACCGGCUGCUGAUACAUUUCGAUAACUGGGAUGAGAGCUAUGACUACUGGUGUGAAACGAGCAGCCCAUAUAUCCGUCCUGUUGGCUACUGCCAAGAAACUGGAACCCCACUGACAACACCACCUGGACACAGGGAUUCCAAAGCCUUCUCAUGGGAGAAGUACUUGGAAGAAACUAAUUCCCAAGCAGCUCCUGCAAGAGCCUUUAAACUGCGUCCUCCUCACGGAUUCCAGGUUAAUACCAAGUUAGAGGCUGUGGACAGACGAAAUCCCAUCUUGAUAAGAGUGGCAACAAUCACUGACAGAGACAACCAUCGUGUUAAGAUACAUUUUGAUGGCUGGGACCAUCACUACGAUUUCUGGGUGGAUGCAGACAGCCCUGACAUCCAUCCUGUGGGCUGGUGUGACAAAACUGGACACGCUCUGCAAGUUCCUCUAGGUGCUGAAGAUGCAGAGGGAGCAGUGGGACAGGCGUGUCCCACUCCAGGCUGCCAGGGCAUCGGGCACGUGCGGGGCCCCCGCUACGGGACACAUUACACCUUAGUUGGCUGCCCAUACUCUGAUGUGAACCUGAGCAGAGAAAACCUCUUACAGGACCGGCUGAGUGGGGAGAGACCUUCCCCUGGGAGCAUCCUGCAGAAAGCCAGGAGGCUGGAGACCCCUGGCCCACUGCAGGCAGCAAGGGAGGCUUCUCAGGGCGACUCUUCACAAUCCAGAAAACCUGCACCAGACAGUGAGAAGUGGUGUCAGAGCAGCAUCCACACUCCAUCAGAGCAAUCAGAAGACAGUCGGGAGCGAGGCUGGGGAGAGGAGGAUUCCUCUGCAGCCAUCAAAGCCACACCAAAAACGCUUGGGUGCUCACAUGCCUAUAUCAAGUUUCAGCUGGUGAAACAGGAAAGCAAUGGGAAAGGCCCUGACAAGGAUCUCCAGCAGGCCCUCCACCAGUCUAUCUUCAUGCCUUCCCUGGCCUCUAACCCGAGCCAUCGCCUCCACCUCUUCUGGGAGCAGCACUGCAGGCUCUUGCCGGAGGUCUCGGGCCUGACAGCCAAACAAGUUGCCAAAUGGACUGUGGAGGAGGUGGUGGGUUUUAUCCAGCGUUUACCUGGCUGCAAAGAGCAAGCAUCUGUGUUCAGGGAAGAGCAGAUUGAUGGUGAGGCCUUCCUGCUCCUCAAGCAGAAUGACAUCGUUAAAAUACUCAGCAUCAAACUGGGCCCUGCCCUGAAGAUCUACAAUGCCAUCCUCAUGUUCAAGUCUGCAGAAGACAACUGAGAAAAGGCCUUUGGCAGAUCCAGGAGGAAUUGACAGGGAAUGGAUCUUCAGCUGUGAGCAUUACAACACACCAGACAGGUGGAUUGGGACUCUGAUGCAUUUUAAGUAGAAUUUAGGAAAAAUAGUUUGAGGUUAUAAAAAUCCUGCCACAGUCUGGAAUAUGGGGCAGCUUCACUUCCAAGAAGAGGAUAUUAUUAUAUUUUGUAAUUGAAUUGGUUUUGAUAUAUCAAUCUCUUUUUGAGAUCAAGAAGAAACCUCCAGUUCUAAGGGGAAUCCAGGGUAGCACUGGUGGAGCUGCAGGAGCAAGAAGAAAGUUUUGAGUAAAACUGGCUUUGUGUCCAGUGAUAGUGCCUGAAAAACUGAGUGAUCACCAGCGAGAUUAAUGUGUUUUGUGUAAUAAAAGAGAGAGGAAAAAGAUGCACUUCAAAGCAAUUCCCCCGUAUCCUUCACUGCUGUGACUCAGGAGCUGACCUUUUCAGGACUGAUUGUUAAAUUCCAGUUUUUCCUACUGCUCCUGGUUGUUGUGAUGCCCUUGGCUGCUGGGCAGCUUACACCCCAGCAGGAAGGGAGCAUGGGCAGCAGUUUUCCAUCAGGGAUGGCUUGCUCUGGUUCUGCCAGCAAGCAAAAUGUCCUCAUUCCUGUCAUUCCCUGUCAGGAGGCAAGGGCAGUGCAGGUGGCCUUUGGGUAGGCAAAGAUCCCAUAAGGGCAUCUGCUGCUGGAGACAGAGGGAUUUGUUUUAGCUGUAAUUCUCCCAUCAGUGCUUUUGUGCAGCUCCUUCUGCACCAGGAGCAUCUGGCAAAAUGGCACCAUCAAGAGCACUUGGGGAUUGGUGUGUGUUUGUUCUUGCCCUCUCCACUGUCAGCCAAAUGCCAAGAAUGGGAGUUGGAAAGCCAGCAGUGGCCAGAGUGUGUGUGCAAACAGAUUCCCUAGAAACAAAUGGCUUUUCUUUUGAACCAUCCCAACUGAUGAAUGUGAAGUGCUUUGGCCUUUGCCCCUUGAGGUGGACUUGGAUGUGUUGUGCCAGAGAGCUGGAGGGCAGGGGAGCAGCUCCUCUGCCUCUGGGAGCAGGCAGAGCACACAGGGAUGUGAGACUGGAAAGGAGUCAGGACUUAAACAGCAAAAUGAGGGAACUUCCCAAAGGAAAGAGAGCUGCUGUGUGGGGGAAAAAGGAGCAGAGUCUGGGGCUGUGUUCCUGCACGUGCAGCCUGUGCUCUCCUGGCUGGGAGCACGGGGGGUUCCUGCUGCAGCAGAGGCAGGUUCAGGAGCAUCCCAUAUGGACAUUGGGCUGGAGGGUUCCCCACGGGCACUUCCCGAGUUCUCCUCUCCCCGUGGCAGGGUGUGAGUCCUGCUGGGCUCUGAGCCCUGUUCAGGGUGUGAGUCCUGCUGGGCUCUGAGCAGUGUUCAGGGUGUGGGUCCUGCUGUGCUCUGAGCCCUGUUCAGGGUGUGAGUCCUGCUGGGCUCUGAGCCCUGUUCACAGUGUGAGUCCUGCUGGGCUCUGAGCCCUGUUCAGAGUGUGGGUCCUGCUGUGCUCUGAGGCCUGUUCAGGGUGUGAGUCCUGCUGGGCUCUGAGCCCUGUUCAGAGUGUGGGUCCUGCUGGGCUCUGUGCACUGUCAGAGUGUGGGUCCUGCUGGGCUCUGUGCACUGUUCAGUGUGUGAGUCCUGCUGGGCUCUGAGCCCUGUUCACAGUGUGGGUCCUGCUGGGCUCUGUGCACUGUUCACAGUGUGGGUCCUGCUGGGCUCUGUGCACUGUCAGAGUGUGGGUCCUGCUGGGCUCUGAGCCCUGUUCAGGGUGUGGGUCCUGCUGUGCUCUGAGGCCUGUUCAGGGUGUGGGUCCUGCUGGGCUCUGAGCCCUGUUCACAGUGUGGGUCCUGCUGGGCUCUGAGCCCUGUUCACAGUGUGGGUCCUGCUGGGCUCUGUGCACUGUUCCAUUGCUGCUGGCAGCACCACUCGUGGCUCUCCCUCUGGCCACUCUCCCUGAUGGCUGUUUGGCUGUUCUGGAACCAGCCCAGCUCAGGCAGCCCUUGCAGCCCUUUGUCCAUAGCUGGAUGCUGAAUGCUGUGUGUGGGUUUGUCUGUUUUUGUGUGACCAGGUUCUGCCCUCAGCCUCUGCCAGUGUCUCAGGGCACUGCCUGGUGAUGUAACCCAUCCACAGGCACCCCAAACUCCCUUGGCAUCUCUGCCACCAGCGUGGCUCCCAGGAGCUGUCGGGAACAGAGCGAACACGCUGUCCAUGACUGUGUGGUGACACAAGGAACACACUUGUUCCCCCUUCCUGUGUCACCCACAUGCUUUGUCCAACCCUCCUGCUGCUGAGACGGUUCUUGUGACUUGUCUGAAGCAGAAGGUUCCUUAAAAUUGUAAAUAGAAUCCGCACCACUGAAGCAAUUCAGUCCUGGAAUAAUAUUUAGAACAAUUUGUUUCCAUAUUUUUUUUAAUAAGAAUUUUAGGAGUUUAAGCCUUCACAGAGAAGACACAGGUUUGGUGGGAUAUUUAAUAGCUGAACCAUUAAAUAUCAGCCAGGCAGCUGCAGGGGAGAAAUUUAUUGCAGUGUUAAGGACUAGGCAAGGGGUGAAUUUAGUUUAUUAAAAUACAUUUUUAGUAUGAUAACCAGGAUGUUCACCAAAGAGUCACAUUUCUUUAUCCUGCUCUGCACAUCCAGUGUCAGCAUUAAGACUUGAAUUGUAAGUGGCAUGUCCUGUCCUUUGACAGAACACACCUUCUGGGCAAAGCAAAAUUGUCUCUUGACAACUGGAACAGAAGAUCCAGAGCUGGGCUGUUUUAUUCCUGGCUCUCCACUGACUUGCUAAAUAACCCUGAGCCCUUCCUUGCCCCAGUUUCCCCCUCUGUGACACCCAGCCAGGUGGGGCAAGUGCAAUUUUGCCUUUUUCUUGUUUCAAGCAAGCAGGUCCUUCCAGAUUUUCUGUUUCACCUCCUUCCUUUGGGAGCCUGAUUUGGGGGAUAGCAGAUUGCCUCUAGCAUUAAACCAAAAUAUAAUGCUAAUUCCAUUUUUUUUUUUACUAUAUAUAGAUGGAGGAUGAAGAGAAUCAGUUAAACAAGCCAUGAGAUUCUAGUCAGUGACAUUAUUCAAACAGAAGAGAAAUCUUUAAUCCUUGGGGCUUCUGAGCCAGCUGGAUCAAAGAGGAAAAUGUGUACUUGGAGGUUGUUCAGUGACAGCCAGCACAGUGCUUUCAGCAGGGGAGAAGGAGGAACCUUUUAGGGAUGAAAGAAGGGAGGAAUGUGCUUCUUGUGCCUUUUUUUGUAAUCUGAUAAUUGUCUUUGCAGAGCAAGCAAGAAUGUGCACACAUCUAUUACCCAAUCCUUCCCCAAAUAUAAGCUGUAUUCCAAUUAAAUCCAGCAACUUCACAGGACAAAAAGACUUCCAGUGUCUUCACUGGACACAUUUAAAACUCCCUGAUAUUUACAAUAUAGAACAAAACGAAACCACCUCAUCUUUUAGCCCCAUAACUCAGGAAUCCAUUGGCUGCUGGUGCCAUUCCACUUGUGUCAGGGAGUGCUGCUUUCCCGUGUGUCUCGGUGAGUUGUUCCUGCUGCCUGUCCAAACUCUGCUCUGCCUGUUCCCAGUCCUGCUCCAGGCCUGUGCCAUAACCAGGGCUCUGCAGAGGCCUUUGGUUAUCUGACGCCUUGUGUAAUUUGAAAUGCACACUUUGAAGCAAAAAUCCAAAAGUUGCUGCUCUGUGGGGAGCAAAUGUGAAGCUGGUUAAUGCCACCUGGGGUUGGGCAGAUUUUGAGUUUGCUGGAUGUCAGCAAGAACCACUUGUUGGCCCAGCUGAACCCAGGAGUCUCUUAGCAAUACAGAUACAUUCCUUAGAAGCAACUCGGAGCUGUGUCAAGCUCCCAUGGGCCAGCCGUGCAAUUAGGAAUUUCCAGUUCUCAAAAUCUUAUUCCUGGCUGUGUUUUUGUUCCCUUUUGGUUGUUUUUGAAAUUCAAAGCAAUCAAAUUUUUUCUCUUUUUCUCUUCUUCUCCUCGGCUGGGAGUCCUGUUAAAUUUUUUCUGUGCCAUCACCAACAAUCAUCCCCAUAAUCCAGUAGCAGCAAAUUUCAGCUCUGGGUAAUGAAUCACAUUAAAGUUGGACAGGAGCAUUUGGCAUCGCUGACAGCAAAACUCUGCUGCUGAAGGAAAAGCCCAACACUUGGCCCAGGGGUAAGCCAGUUCAGCUGUACAAGAUUGCCUGCCUGCUACUUUUAUGCCCUACUUAGGGAUUUAUACCACAGAGAGCUUUAAAGUUUUUGACAUCCCCCCCAUGAUGUGAUGAGCCAGCUUAUUUUGGAGAUUCCUGUUACUUGAACUGGAAGCACAUGUAGGGAAGAGAGCAGGGGCUCGGCUCAGCCUCAGAAAUAUCUGCCUGUUUUAAACCAAAUACUUGAGCUUUUCUACACUAGCCAUGACCUUGCACUCCACCGAUGCUUUCCUCUGGAAAUGUGAAUAAAAU